This is a messenger RNA of Penicilliopsis zonata CBS 506.65, 1585 nucleotides long. RefSeq lists its product as hypothetical. Lineage: Eukaryota; Fungi; Ascomycota; Eurotiomycetes; Eurotiales; Aspergillaceae. The transcript has 3 exons. Gene Ontology annotation, cellular component: cytoplasm. Gene Ontology annotation, molecular function: iron-sulfur cluster binding. The coding region runs from base 501 to 1427 and encodes 308 amino acids. The record is from RefSeq and is a predicted model, not a curated record. Gene Ontology annotation, biological process: iron-sulfur cluster assembly.
GGAGAAUAUUCAGGGGCUCGGUACUGCGUAUAUGCAAAUCGUCAGUAAACCAACAAGCAUCAUACGAUUGCUCGGCGCUCACACGAUGUGGAUUAAAACUCAGCUAGGCCCCUAGGGGCGGGUGUGGUGCCUGUCGCUCAGUGCUGCAAGGCUCAACAAAACUGCCGAAGAUGAUGGCUCAUCCAAGCCCUUCGAUGCCCAACCGGAGGGCAGGGAAAAGGACCUGGGGAGGAGCGAUCGCCGUGCUGACCCUGCGAGAACGGGCGAUUGGCGGGGUGUCGCCGCCUUGUUUCUCAGGCACCAGCGCCGCUCCACUAUGCUGUUGGCGCCGACCUCGGACAGCCAGCCAUUAGUAAUCAGAGCGGUGACAAUCUUUCUUUUGCCCCCCCACCGGCGAUUUGAAAUACGACCCUGCUUCAGCAAUCUAUCUGCCCCUCCACGUCCGACGAGUCGACGACGAAUCGCUCUUUCCUGUGUCUCACGACAGUCAAACAGCCAGCAUGCCGUCCUUCCCUGUCAUGAUCGACACCACGGUCGAUUUUGACCCGGUGUUCGCCUCCAAGAAGGCCCCCGCCGACCAGUCACGCAACCUCCUCCUCGCACCCCCCUCCAUCGCCGCCCACGAAGAGAAACUCCGCCGCGUUUUUACCAGCUUUGACCGCUCGACCACCGAUCUGCAGAUGUUGGACCGCCUGUCUGCCGGCCUGGUUUCGCUGCCUCAGGCUGCGUACGAUGUCGUGCUGGUUCUGACGGAUGCCGACGGGGCCUAUCGGGCCGAGGCGCUCCAACUGCUCAGCCGGGAUGUCUUCAACGCCCUGGUCCCUGCCAUGAAGUCCGGUGCGAAGCUUCAGCUGCAGGACGGCCGGCUGGGACAAAAUGACGCACGCGAAGCAAUCUUGGCGGGGCUGGUGGAGAAGGAUGGCGUCUUCGAGAAGAUGGUAUACGAGGCGACUGUUGUCCCGCUGCGACUGGGUGGAAGGAAGAAGAAGCCGGCUGCUCGACCGAUUUUGCCUAGCAAUGAUCUGGGCGAGUACAAGGACGGUGAUGAGUUGAUCGAUGAGGAUGACUUGCUAUCCGAGGAAGAUCUCAAGAGACCACCCGUGCAAGAAGCCGCAAACUGCCGCCCAGAGGUCGCCAAGAAGAGACGACGUGCAUGCAAGGACUGCACCUGCGGACUCGCCGCUCGACUCGAAGCCGAGGACCAAGAGCGCCGAGCCAAAGCCGACGAAGACUUGAACGUGUUCAAACUAAACAUGACCGAUCUAAACGAUGAAGAAUUGGACUUCACCGUGGCCGGCAAGACGAGCUCGUGCAACAACUGCUCCCUGGGCGAUGCUUUCAGAUGUGAUGGCUGCCCCUUCAUUGGCCUUCCGGCAUUCAAGCCGGGCGAGGAGGUCAUGAUCUUGAACAACACAGUGCAGUUGUAAUUGAAACACUGCCUUUCACGACCACUCUCUUUCUUCCUCUCCCUCUCUCUCACAGUUCCGUUCCCGGACUGUCCACCUCCACCCACCAACCGUCGAAUUACGGUUCCACUUCUCACUCGGACCCGACAGGCGACAAGUCUGUCAUUUUCGAUUCGUAC